CGUGUAAGUGGUAUAAGAAGAGUGGGGGUACUGUUGCUCAUCUUCAUUCCGCACUCGCGUACCUACAGCCACAAACGAAGAUGAUGCUUCUACUGGCAGUCAUGGUCUCGGUGUCAUGGUCCCUUGCAACAGGGUUACCUUAUGGGCAUGAAGAAGUCUUCACAACCAUCGAGGGAAUCGUCGAAUCCUUUUCAAUAUCGUUGCUGUUAAGAGCACCAGAAAACCAGGCUGAAAUUGCAGAUGGUUCAGUUGCGAAUAACUCUCUCAUCUCGGAAAGGGCCAGUUACAGUUACGACAUUAGAAGCGUUCCUCAAGGAUGUAGGUGGAACCCAAGUAACAAGUGUACCCUAGACGGACAAUGUGGCGCGAGCUGUCACUGCGAGAAACCAAGAAGGGUCGACGACUGGCAUUGUGCCAAAGGCGGUCAUUCGCCUGGCUAACCGCACGGCAGCCGUAGCAGUGGCACGGCAUCCUUUCCCGUUUCUAGAUCUUGGACUAUAACUUUUUUUCGCUACAAUUGCUCGCAAAUAAAGCACUUAUGGGUCGCACAGCGCCUUCCUGAAGGAUACAAAAGAGUGUAAGAUAUAUUUACUUUAAAAGAACACCGAAUUUCGAAACUGGUAGCAGGCUUUCCUCGACUGGCUUUGUAUCUUCUUUGCAAACAACCGGAAUAAUAAAAUACGCUAAGAUGA
Ornithodoros turicata is the source of this 692-nucleotide messenger RNA. RefSeq lists its product as uncharacterized. The transcript has 3 exons. The record is from RefSeq and is a predicted model, not a curated record. Lineage: Eukaryota; Metazoa; Arthropoda; Arachnida; Ixodida; Argasidae. The coding region runs from base 81 to 440 and encodes 119 amino acids.